AUGUUGGGAAACAAGCUAAGCAUCACCGACGUGAAGGACAUCAAGGGGAACAAGGUGCUGGUGAGGGUAGAUUUCAACGUACCAAUUGAGAAUGGAAUUAUAAAGGACACGAACAGAAUUACGGCUACCCUGCCGACGAUUCACCACCUGAAGAAGGAAGGAGCGUCUAAGAUUAUUUUGAUUUCUCAUUGCGGAAGGCCCGACGGUUCGAAGAAUCUCAAAUACACAUUAAAGCCCGUUGCAGAAACUUUAAAGAAGUUACUUGGGGAAGAAGUACUUUUCCUGAGCGACUGUGUAGGAGAAGAAGUAGAACAACAAAUCAACCAAGCCAAGGACAAUUCAGUUAUUCUACUUGAGAAUUUGAGAUUUCAUAUAGAAGAAGAAGGAAAAGGGGUAGAUGCAGCUGGAAAUAAAAUAAAGGCUAAUAAAGAAGACAUGGAAAUUUUUCAAAAUCAAUUGACCAAAUUAGGAGACAUCUUUAUUAAUGAUGCGUUUGGAACAGCUCACCGAGCACACAGCAGCAUGGUUGGAAUAAAAUUGAAUGUGAAAGCUUCUGGGUUUUUAAUGAAAAAGGAAUUAGAAUAUUUUAGUAAGGCUUUAGAAAAUCCCCAGAGACCUCUACUAGCUAUUUUGGGUGGAGCCAAAGUGUCAGAUAAAAUUCAAUUAAUAAAAAAUCUUCUAGACAAAGUGGAUAAAAUGAUAAUUGGUGGAGGCAUGGCUUACACUUUCAAGUAUGUUUUGAAUAAUAUGAAAAUUGGAGAUUCCCUUUUUGAUGAAGCUGGUAGCAAAAUUGUAAAUGAAAUUAUGAACAAGGCUAAGGAGAAAAAUGUACAAAUUUACCUUCCUGUUGAUUUUAAAGUAGCAGAUAAAUUUGAUAAUAAUGCCAAUACUAAAAUUGUUACUGAUAAGGAAGGCAUUGAAGAUCAUUGGAUGGGACUUGAUGCUGGACCUAAGAGUAUUGAAAAUUAUAAGGACGUCAUUUUAGGCUCCAAAACAAUUAUUUGGAAUGGACCCCAGGGGGUAUUUGAGAUGCCCAAUUUUGCAAAGGGAAGUAUUGAAUGUCUAAAUUUGGUCAUUGAAGCUACCAAGAAGGGAGCGAUAACCAUCGUCGGUGGAGGAGAUACUGCUUCGCUUGUGGAACAACAACACAAGAAGAACGAAAUUAGCCAUGUGUCCACUGGUGGAGGGGCUUCCCUUGAGCUACUAGAAGGGAAGGAGCUCCCAGGUGUUUUGGCCCUCUCGAGCAAAAAAGCUAGAUCUAUAAACAAAUCUGCGAAAGAACCCUUGCAGUUUUCUAGCGCAGCCGAGCUGUUCGACUUCAUACAGGACGAGAAGAAUGACGUGGAGAUAUUGGCCUGCAUCAUUAGCAACCUAUUGGGGAGUUUCUUCAAGUGCUUUUUCUAUGUGUCGGAAGUUUCUCUGGCCAAGUUGGAGAAUGGCUUCCCCUUUGACGGGUCUUCCAUCAAGCUAUGCGCAGAGGCAGAGGUCAGCGAUUUCUACAUAAAGGUGGAUGUGUCAACGUGUUUCAUUGAAAAGUGUGAUGGAAGGAACAUGGUAAAUGUACUAUGCGACAUCAAAAGGUAUAAUGGGUUUGACUUCUACAAAUGUCCUCGAACCAUUUUAAAAAAGACGUGUAAUUUUGUUAAGAAGGAAAAUAUAGCGGACAAAAUAUUCAUAGGAAAUGAAAUUGAGUUUUUCAUUUUCGACAAGGUCAAUUUUGGUCUUGAUGAUUAUGACAGUUAUUUGAAGGUCUACGACAGGGAAUCUUUUGCUUGUAAAAAUUGUUGCACUGGGUAUUCUUCCACAAGUAAUGGAGAUCAUGGUACUACAACCAGCCUGGCUUGCUCCACCUGCCCUAGUAACAUUCCAGCAAAUGAUGACAGUAAAAAGGUGAAAAAAAAAUGCGGCUAUUUUGCUACAGACCCAUAUGAUACUUCCAACAUAAUCAAGCUUCGAAUUUGCAGAAUAUUAAACAGCUUGAAUAUUCAUGUACAGAAAUAUCACCACGAAGUUUCGACUAGCCAACACGAGAUAUCUUUGAAAUAUUUUGAUGCUGUUAGGAAUGCAGAUAAUUUAAUCUUGACAAAACAGGUAAUAAAAAGUAUCGUACAUAAGUUCAACCGAACGGCUACCUUCAUGCCGAAACCUUUAGUAAGUGAUAAUGGAAGUGGCUUACACUGUAACAUUUCCCUCUGGAAAGACAACAAAAAUAUAUUCUUUGCUGAUGACCCCUCCACCUUUUUCCUUUCCAAAGAGGCCUUUUAUUUUAUGAAUGGAAUUAUUAAACAUGCCAAAGCGUUACAAGCCUUUUGUAAUUCCACCAUGAAUUCUUAUAAAAGGUUAGUCCCAGGAUUUGAAACUUGCCAGAAGCUAUUUUAUUCCUUUGGCUCCAGAAAUGCUGUUAUUAGGUUGUGUAUGAUUAAUUAUAACAAUCCAAAUGAAAAGCGAAUUGAGUUCCGACUUCCUGAUUAUGCCAAUUCUCCUCACUUAGUUCUGGCCGCCAUCAUCCUAGCAGGAUAUGAUGGUAUCAAAUCGAAGGAACACCCACUGGUGCCAUUUGAGAGUAAAGAUAACAACUUUUUUAUUUCCAGCAUUUUUUCCAAUUACGUUGAUAACGCACAAAAUUUCAAAACUCUCACACAUGCACUGGAGGGAUACGACACCAUUCAUGAUGUGAAGAAGAACCCAGAAUUUGUUGAUUUCUUCACUUGCAAGGAGCCCGAGAGCAUAUGCUUCUCUCUGGAGGAGAGUUUGGAUGCGCUAGAGAAGGACCACGCUUUUUUGACGCGGGACGGAAUCUUCACCGAGGAAGUCAUUGAGGAGUAUAUAAAGUUCAAGAGGGACGAAAUAGCGGGCUACAGGAGGAAGAUCACUCCGUACGAUUACUACUUAUAUUACGACUGCUAG
Messenger RNA from Plasmodium fragile, 2907 nucleotides. Its product is annotated as phosphoglycerate kinase. Gene Ontology annotation, molecular function: ATP binding; ADP binding; phosphoglycerate kinase activity. Lineage: Eukaryota; Apicomplexa; Aconoidasida; Haemosporida; Plasmodiidae. The record is from RefSeq and is a predicted model, not a curated record. Gene Ontology annotation, cellular component: cytosol. The transcript is spliced from 4 exons. The coding region runs from base 1 to 2907 and encodes 968 amino acids. Gene Ontology annotation, biological process: glycolytic process; gluconeogenesis.